Plodia interpunctella (Indianmeal moth) is the source of this 2111-nucleotide messenger RNA. RefSeq names its product D-2-hydroxyglutarate dehydrogenase, mitochondrial-like. Gene Ontology annotation, cellular component: mitochondrion. Gene Ontology annotation, molecular function: FAD binding; catalytic activity. Bases 374 to 1921 code for a protein of 515 amino acids. Lineage: Eukaryota; Metazoa; Arthropoda; Insecta; Lepidoptera; Pyralidae. The record is from RefSeq and is a predicted model, not a curated record. The transcript has 9 exons.
GAAUUUAUACACCACACACCUACUUAUUUCAAUUAACACUAUCCCGAAUCCUAGGAGAGGUGUAAUUCGAAGGUAUCUCUGCCCUGUGGCAGGGAUACCAGUGAAUACAGCAAUUAUCGACCAUUAUCUUAUCACCGCAACACGCAUUAUACCGUAGACACAUUUGUAAACAAAUACUACUUAGUUACAAAUAAAUUUUUAACCGAGAUAGAGUAAGAAAUAAGAUACUUAAUGAAGUUUACAUAAGAUAAAACUUUUUGUAAGUAACAAUAAGUAGGUACUGAACUGAACAUAUUAUUCAAGUGUUUUAUGAUAAGUUUUUAUCAUAAACCUAAGUAAUUAUUGGAUAUUUUGUAAUAUUAUUAAUGCAUUAAUGGAUGCUGUGUUGUUGUUCAGUGUGUUAAAUAAUAAAAUAACUAUGAUCAAGUCUGUGAAAAUUGCGUCCAAGUUUGGUCAACAAUAUAGAUACGCAUCUCAGGUUCUGCCCCAGUUAUCUUCGGAAAAAUAUAAAAUAAUACGGAAAAAAUUCGCAACUGUACAAGAGACAGAUUUACAUUAUUUUAAACACACACUUGGCGAAAAUAGAGUAAUAUCAGAUGAAUCAGAUAUUCUUCCUUAUAAUAUCGACUGGGUAAAACAUUGUAGAGGUCAAUCGAAAGUGGUAUUGAAGCCUUCAACCGUGCAAGAGAUUUCCAAGAUAUUGUCAUACUGCAAUGAGAAACGUUUGGCGUUAUGUCCGCAAGGGGGAAACACUAGCGUGGUGGGGGGCGGGGUGCCGGUCUUUGAUGAAAUUGUUCUUAACUUGACCAAUAUGAACAAGAUCAUCAGUUUAGACGAUAUAUCAGGUGCGCUGAUAUGUGAAGCGGGGUGCGUCUUAGAGACACUGGACAACUUCGUUCGUGAACAUGGACUGAUCAUGCCGCUGGAUCUGGGCGCGAAAGGCACCUGUCAGAUUGGUGGCAAUGUCAGCACAAAUGCUGGAGGAUUACGAUUGCUGCGUUAUGGGAACUUACACGGAUCCAUAUUGGGGCUGGAAGCUGUAAGAGCAGAUGGAACUAUUGUUGACUGUCUCAAAGCUUUGAAGAAAGACAACACGGGGUAUCAUCUAAAGCACUUGUUUAUCGGAUCAGAGGGAACCCUAGGAGUCGUCACUAAAGUGGCUAUACACUGUCCGGCCCUUCCCAAAGCAGUUACCAUUGGUUUCUUUGGUGUUAAUAACUUCGAAAAUGUUCUGAAACUAUAUAAAAGUGCAAAGUCAUCGCUAGGAGAAAUUCUCUCUGCAUUCGAAAUGUGCGAUCAGGAAGCAAUCGAGAGUUCCGUAAAAUAUUUGAAUCAAAGACUACCGAUACCAGAAUUUCCGUUCUACGUGUUAAUUGAAACACACGGUAGCAACGACGCUCAUGAUGAAGAGAAGCUCAAUAAUUUUCUGAAGAAGGAGAUGGAUAAUGGGCUUAUUUUAGACGGAACCAUAACUUCAGAGCCGACCAAGAUGCAGUAUAUCUGGAGGUUCCGUGAGAGUAUACCAGCAGGUGACAUGAACGGCACUUUCAUGUACGCGUUCGAUGUUUCACUGCCUCAGAGUCAUUACUACGAGCUCGUACCGAUUCUGCGCGAGAAACUGGGUGAUAAAGUCUUGAAGGUCAGCGGCUUUGGCCAUAUUGGAGAUGGCAACGCACACAUUAACGUUGUCACCGAAGAAUACAGCCAAGAAGUGACUGACAUAGUGGAGCCAUUCCUAUUCGAGGAGGUAGCCAAACGGCAGGGCUCCGUGAGCGCCGAGCACGGGAUCGGCUUGAAGAAACCUCAGUACAUGCAUUUCAGCAAAGACGAAUCUGCCAUACAACUGAUGAGAGACUUAAAACAGCUCAUGGACCCAAAUGGAAUCUUAAAUCCAUAUAAAGUGUUACCAGAAAUUAAGUAAAUUUAAUUAUCAUAUUGGUAACUAGAUACUAAAAAUGUUUUACUUACUUCUUAAUUUUAUAUGGUCCAGUUAUUUUUAUCGACUGAGUAUUUUAAUUUAGACGUUUAGGUACUUUGUCCAUGAUCCGGUUUAGUUACAGCAAAAUAAUAUUUUCCAUUGUACAGGAAGAUUAAAUUAUAUUUUUAUAAAA